Sphenostylis stenocarpa is the source of this 492-nucleotide messenger RNA. The record is from the annotation of a GenBank genome assembly. Lineage: Eukaryota; Viridiplantae; Streptophyta; Magnoliopsida; Fabales; Fabaceae.
AUGCUCUUGGGAAGUUCUUCAUCCGUUUGUGUCUCGGUCUCUGAAAGAGUGAAGCUUGUCCCUUCUCUGUCUUCCUCUGGACCCUUUGUCAACCCUGUGAAUAGUGUCAGAUUCUCCAAGAGAAAUGGGGGUUGUGGGGUUGUGGCUAAGACCUCCAAGGAGGCUCUAAACCAACCCCUUUUGAAUAUAGUGUUUGAACCAUUUGAGGAAGUGAAAAAAGAGCUUCUUGUCAUCCCCACAACCCUCCAUGCAUCACUGGCUCGCCAGAAGUACACUGAUCAGUCUGAGGCAGCACUCAAUGCACAGAUCAACGUGGAAUACAAUGUCUCCUACGUGUAUCAUGCCAUGUAUGGCUACUUCGACAGAGAUAAUGUUGCUCUGAAGGGAUUGGCCAAAUUUUUCAAAGAAGCAAGUAUGGAGGAAAGACAACAUGCUGAGAUGAUGAUGGAAUAUCAGGCAUGCUUCUAUAUCUCUGAUUCAUAUAUUCCAUAG